Apus apus (common swift) is the source of this 5396-nucleotide messenger RNA. It is a transcript of the gene MYO5C, whose product is annotated as myosin VC. The transcript has 41 exons. Gene Ontology annotation, cellular component: actin cytoskeleton; vesicle; cytoplasm. The coding region runs from base 13 to 5220 and encodes 1735 amino acids. The record is from RefSeq and is a predicted model, not a curated record. Gene Ontology annotation, molecular function: ATP binding; actin filament binding; microfilament motor activity. NCBI's taxonomy places the organism in Eukaryota, Metazoa, Chordata, Aves, Apodiformes, Apodidae. Gene Ontology annotation, biological process: actin filament organization; vesicle transport along actin filament.
CGGAGCGGCCCCAUGGCGCUGGCCGAGCUCUACACCCAGUACAACAGGGUUUGGAUCCCUGAUAAUGAAGAAGUUUGGCAGUCUGCAGAAAUCACAAAAAACUACAAACCUGGAGACCAUUUUCUCUAUGUGCAGCUGGAAGAUGGAACUGAGCUGAAUUACCCUGUUGAUCCAGCUGCUUUGCCACCCUUAAGAAAUCCUGACAUACUUGUUGGUGAAAAUGAUCUCACUGCACUUAGUUAUCUGCAUGAACCUGCUGUUCUACACAACCUAAAAGUCCGUUUUGUGGAGUCUAAGCUCAUCUACACCUAUAGUGGAAUAAUUUUGGUUGCAAUAAACCCCUAUAAGCAGUUGCCAAUAUAUGGAGAUGCUAUUAUCCAUGCCUACAGUGGGCAAAACAUGGGGGACAUGGAUCCACAUAUAUUUGCUGUGGCAGAAGAGGCAUACAAGCAAAUGGCAAGAAAUAACAAAAAUCAGUCUAUUAUAGUCAGUGGAGAAUCAGGAGCUGGAAAGACUGUGUCUGCAAGAUACACUAUGAGAUACUUUGCCACUGUGAGUAAGUCAAGCAGCAAUGCACAGGUGGAGGAUAAAGUACUGGCAUCCAAUCCAAUAACUGAGGCUAUUGGCAAUGCAAAAACCACACGGAAUGAUAAUAGCAGUCGGUUUGGAAAAUACAGUGAAAUCAGUUUUGAUCAGAGUUACCAAAUAAUUGGAGCUAACAUGAGAACAUAUCUGCUUGAGAAAUCCAGAGUUGUCUUUCAGUCAGAGAAUGAGAGAAACUACCAUAUAUUUUAUCAGUUGUGUGCAUCUGCCAUGCAACCUGAAUUUAAGCAUCUGAAAUUGGGAAGUGCAGAAGAAUUUAACUACACAAGAAUGGGAGGCAGCACAGUAAUAGAAGGAGUUGACGACAGAGCAAAUAUGGUGGAGACUCAGAAGACAUUUGCCUUACUGGGUCUGAAGGAGGAUUUUCAGAUGGAUGUUUUUAAAAUGCUGGCAGCAAUCCUACACUUAGGCAAUGUGGAAAUAACAGCUGUUGGAGAUGAAAGAUCAUCCAUCAGUGUGAAAGAUGAACAUCUCAGUAUAUUCUGUGAACUUCUGGAUUUAAACUAUGACAAAAUGGUACAAUGGUUGUGCCACCGCAAGAUUAUCACUACAUCAGAGACUGUCAUAAAGCCAAUGACAAGAGCUCAGGCUGUUAAUGCAAGGGAUGCUCUGGCAAAGAAGAUCUAUUCCCAUUUAUUUGACUUUAUUGUGGAAAGAAUUAACCAAGCUUUGCAGUUCCCUGGCAAACAACAUACUUUUAUUGGUGUUUUAGACAUUUAUGGCUUUGAAACGUUUGAUGUGAACAGUUUUGAACAGUUUUGCAUUAAUUAUGCUAAUGAAAAACUGCAACAGCAAUUUAACCUGCAUGUCUUUAAACUUGAACAAGAAGAAUAUAUGAAAGAAGAUAUCCCAUGGACUUUAAUAGAUUUCUAUGACAACCAGCCUGUCAUUGACCUGAUUGAAGCUAAAAUGGGAAUUCUAGAACUUUUGGAUGAAGAGUGCUUGUUGCCUCAUGGAAAAGAUGAAAACUGGCUUCAAAAAUUGUAUAAUAAUUUUGUCAAUAAAAACACACUCUUUGAAAAGCCAAGGAUGUCGAACACAUCGUUCAUCAUUCAGCACUUUGCUGAUAAGGUAGAAUAUAAAAGUGAAGGAUUUCUGGAAAAAAACCGAGAUACAGUACAUGAAGUGUUGGUUGAAAUCUUGAAGGAGAGCAAGUUUCAUCUGUGUGCAAAUUUUUUUCAAGACAAUCCAGUGUCCAUUUCACCUUUCAGUUCAACUAUAAACAUCAAAUCUGCAAGACCUGUUCUCAAGUCACCUAACAAACAGCUCCGAACAACUGUUGGCAGUAAGUUCCGGAGUUCUUUGUCUCUGCUGAUGGUGACCCUCAAUGCCACCACUCCUCAUUACGUACGGUGCAUAAAGCCAAACGAUGAGAAGUUGCCUUUUGAGUUUGAUUCAAAAAGAGUGACUCAGCAACUGCGAGCUUGUGGCGUUCUGGAAACCAUUCGGAUUAGUGCACAGAGCUAUCCAUCCAGGUGGACUUACAUUGAGUUCUUCAGCCGGUACAGCAUUCUGAUGACCCAGCAGGAACUCUCCAUCAAUGAUAAAAAGCAGAUUUGCAAGAUUGUUUUGCAGCGGCUCAUCCAGGAUCACAACCAGUUUCAGUUUGGGAGAACCAAGAUUUUCUUCAGAGCAGGACAGGUUGCCUACUUGGAGAAGCUGCGCUCGGACACGCUGCGCCGCGCGUGCGUCGCCAUCCAGAGGCGCGUGCGGGGCUGGCUGCAGCGCAGGCGCUUCCGCCGCCUCAGGCGCGCGGCCCUGACCAUCCAGCAGUACUUCCGAGGGCAGCGGACUGUGCGGCAAGCAAUAACUGCAAGAACUCUGAAGCAAACGUGGGCAGCCAUCAUUAUUCAGAAAUACUGUCGGGGUUACCUGGUCCGUAAACUUUGCCAGCUCAUCCAUGUGGCUGCUGUAACAAUUCAAGCUUAUGCAAGAGGAUUUCUCGCAAGAAAAAAGUAUCGGAAGAUGCUUGAAGAGCACAAGGCCGUGAUCCUUCAGAAAUACGCCCGUGCCUGGCUCGCCAGGCGCCGCUUUCAGAACAUCCGUCGCUUUGUGUUGAACAUCCAGCUUUCAUACAGGGUUCAGCAGCUGCAGAAAAAGAUAGAAGAAAAGAGCAGAGAAAAUCAUGGCUUGCUUGAACGAUUAACCAGUCUGGCUUCAACUCACGCGAAUGACAUGGAUACAAUUCAGAAACUUGAAUUAGACCUUGAAAAGAUAACUGCUCAAAAGAGAACAUAUGAAGAGAAAGGGAAAAAAUAUAAAGAGGACAGUGAACAGAAAAUCUUAAAACUUGAGAAUCAGAACAAAGAAUUACAAGAACAGAAAGAGACCUUAGAAAUAAGGCUCCAAGAAAUAACUGAGGAAAUGAAAGAGAAAAUGGAUGACCUCACGAAGCAACUCUUCAAUGAUGUACAAAGAGAAGAAAAUCAGAGAAUGAUACUUGAGAAAAAUUUCCAAAAUCAGAAGCAGGACUAUGAAAAGGAGAUUGAAUUGCUCAAGGGAGAAAUUAAGAUUCUGAAAGAAGAAAAAACUCAGCUACAACAUCAAAUUCAGCAGGAAAUUGUCAUUCAGGAUGGCUUGAAAGUGGAAGUAGGACAACUUACAAAACAAGCACAGAAAAUACCUGAGUUGCAAAAGGAAAUUGAACUGCUGCAGACACAGAAACUGGACACUGAAAAGCAGGCCCAGUCACAGAAGCGGGAACUGAGAGAAAAAAUGUCAGAAGUUACAAAACAGCUUCUUGAAAGUUAUGAUUUUGAAGAUGUAAGAAGCAGGCUCUCUGAGGAGCAUUUGGAACACUUAAAUGAGGAUGGAGAACUGUGGUUUGCUUACGAGGGCUUAAAAAAAGCUACAAGAGUAUUGGAAAGUCAUUUCCAGUCUCAGAAAGAAAUAUAUGAAAAGGAGAUUGAAGGUUUGAACUUCAAAGUCGAACAUCUUAGCCAAGAUAUUAAUCAUCUGCAAAAACUAUUUCGAGAGGAAAAUGACAUAAAUGAUGGUAUUCGACUUGAAGUCAGCAGGCUGACCUCAGAAAACCUGGUGAUCCCAGAUCUUAAACAGCAAGUUUCUGAACUUGAAAAUCAAAAAUUAGAGCUGGAAAACCGUCUUCAAGAACAGACUGUAAAAUUAAAAGAGAUGUCAAAUCGGCUGCAUUACGAGCUGGAAGGGGAUAGAACACACAGACUAAAUGAGUCACAGAAUGAAACAGACACAGAAGAAAAAGGGACACUGAGAGUCACAAACCACGAGAUUGAGAGGCUGAGCAAUGGUUUGAUGGAAGAUGAAAUCCAGGAUGAAGUAAAAAGCAAGAUAAAGGAAGAAACUACUCGACUUACUGUGGAAAACAUGGAUCUUGAAGAAAAACUAGACAUGAAAGACAGAAUAAUAAAAAAAUUGGAGGAUCAGAUAAAAACUCUUACCAAGACUAUUGAAAAAACUGAUGCUCACGUGCCAGCUCUGUCCAAAGAGUACAUUGGAAUGAUGGAGUACAAAAAGGAGGAUGAAGAAAGGAUCGUUCAAAAUCUGAUCCUCGAUUUAAAGCCACGUGGAGUUGUAGUCAAUAUGAUACCUGGCCUUCCAGCUCACAUCCUAUUCAUGUGUCUGAGGUAUGCAGAUUAUCUGAAUGAUGCUGACAUGCUGAAAUCUUUCAUGAAUGUAACCAUUGAUGGGAUCAAACAGGUUAUUAAGGAUCAUUCAGAAGACUUUGAGAUGUUGUCCUUCUGGCUUUCCAAUACAUACUAUUUUCUUAACUGUUUGAAGCAGUACAGUGGAGAAGAGGAAUUUAUGAAGUGUAACACUCCACGCCAGAAUAAGAACUGUUUGAAGCAUUUUGAUCUCUCAGAAUACAGACAAAUUCUUAGUGAUUUGGCCAUUCGUAUCUAUCACCAGUUCAUUAAUGUGAUGGAGAACAGCAUUCAGCCCAUGAUUGUACCAGGCAUGCUGGAAUAUGAAAGUCUUCAGGGAAUUUCUGGCUUGAAACCUACAGGGUUCCGUAAACGUUCUUCUAGUAUAGACGACACGGACACCUACACAAUGACCUCCAUCCUGCAACAGCUCAGCUAUUUUUACAGUACUAUGUGCCAGAAUGGCUUGGACUCUGAGCUUCUAAAGCAGGCAGUGAAGCAGCUUUUCUUUCUGAUUGGUGCCAUCACCCUCAACAGUCUCUUCCUCCGCAAGGACAUGUGCUCUUGUAGAAAAGGAAUGCAGAUAAGAUGUAAUAUCAGCUACUUGGAAGAAUGGCUUAAGGACAAGAAUCUUCAAAGCAGCAAUGCCAAAGAAACUUUGGAGCCUCUAUCUCAAGCAGCCUGGCUCCUUCAGGUCAAAAAGAUCACGGAUGAUGAUGCCAAGGAAAUAUGUGAACACUGCACGUCUCUUUCUACUGUGCAGAUAGUUAAGAUCCUCAACUCAUACACUCCAAUUGAUGAUUUUGAGAAACGAGUGACUCCGUCGUUUGUUCGUAAAGUCCAGGCUAUGCUAAGCAAUCGUGAGGAUGCUCCACAGCUGAUGCUGGAUACCAAAUAUCUCUUUCAAGUGACGUUUCCUUUCACCCCCUCUCCACAUGCCUUGGAAAUGAUACAAGUCCCCAGCAGCUUCAAACUUGGCUUUCUCACAAGGGUUUAAUAAAACCAACACAUUGGUAUUUCCCCAGAGACUAUAUAGAGACAGGCAGGUGUUCAUGGUUCAUUUCUCCAGCUGGUGGAUACUGUGGCAGCUUGCAGUGAAUUAAACUGUUAUUUUUUUUUUUCUUGAAUCAAUACUUAAAAGUAGGAAUAAAUUCAGCUUGUGAUUUCAUUGUA